Messenger RNA from Ooceraea biroi (clonal raider ant), 559 nucleotides. RefSeq names its product ribosomal protein L23 (gene RpL23). NCBI's taxonomy places the organism in Eukaryota, Metazoa, Arthropoda, Insecta, Hymenoptera, Formicidae. Gene Ontology annotation, molecular function: structural constituent of ribosome; large ribosomal subunit rRNA binding. Gene Ontology annotation, biological process: translation. Gene Ontology annotation, cellular component: ribosome; cytosolic large ribosomal subunit. The record is from RefSeq and is a predicted model, not a curated record.
GCUAGAGAUAUUGCGGUAGCCAAUCAAUCAUUAGCAUUCUACUGGUUAAACUCGGAUCGAGGUUAGGUUUCUCUUUCAUAAACCGAAGAUGUCGAAGCGAGGACGUGGUGGGUCAGCUGGAGCCAAAUUCAGGAUAUCCCUGGGUUUGCCCGUGGGUGCAGUAAUUAAUUGCGCCGAUAAUACUGGUGCAAAGAACUUGUAUGUCAUCGCAGUACAAGGAAUCAAGGGCCGGUUAAACCGCCUACCGGCGGCUGGAUCCGGCGACAUGAUUGUGACGACGGUAAAGAAGGGAAAGCCGGAACUUAGAAAAAAGGUGAUGCCGGCGGUUGUCAUACGGCAACGGAAACCGUUUCGUAGGAAGGAUGGAUCGUUUAUAUACUUUGAGGAUAAUGCUGGUGUGAUAGUCAACAACAAAGGAGAGAUGAAAGGAUCGGCUAUUACGGGACCUGUUGCGAAGGAAUGUGCUGAUUUGUGGCCAAGGAUUGCGUCUAACGCCAGCAGCAUCGCAUAAUUCGUUACGUGUAUAUCCUCUACAAAAUAAAUUUAAAAAUUGGUAUAA